ACCCUCCGCGGGUCUCCAGGGCGUGACCACCCAGUGGGUUUUACUCUGACUUUUGAAAACCGCACCUACUGGGGUCGCCCCGGCCGCCAUCUAGUAAAAACUCGCGCCCGCUUCGGGUCGCGCUUCAGGAGCGGCCGCCUUGAACGCUGCGGAGCUCCCUCAGGACGGGGCCCCUCCCCAGCGCCCCGGAUCUGGAGCUGUGACGGUAGGGACACCCGGGACCUGAAAUCCAGGCCCUGUCGGGACUUUGGAAGACCCUGCGGAUAGCCAGAGCCCCUGCCUCAUCGCCAGUUCCAACCGCUGGGCCAGUGCUCUCUGCAGAUGUGGAAACUGAAGUUCAGUGACUGAAAUCAACUCACCUAAGCUCUCACAGCAAGUAUAAGCGGUCUUCCUGGGUCUCAGGCUCUUGCCACUGUGUUUAUUCGCUCGCUCUCAUCCGUGAAGUCAAAGCCAGCUACCUUUCUCCUUUCUACGACCUGUAGCCUUGUCGUUGGGAUUCUGCCACCAUGUUUGAGGCACGCCUAAUCCAGGGAUCAAUCCUGAAGAAGGUGCUGGAAGCACUUAAGGAUUUCAUCAAUGAGGCUUGCUGGGAUAUCAGCUCCACCGGCAUGAACCUGCAGAGCAUGGAUGCGACCCAUGUCUCCUUGGUACAGCUCACCCUGCGCCCAGAGGGCUUUGACACUUACCGCUGUGAUCGCAACCUAGCCAUAGGUGUGGACAUCACCAACAUGUCCAAAAUACUAAGGUGUGCAGGCAAUGAAGACAUCAUUACACUAAGGACUGAAAAUAAUGCAGAUACCUUGGCGCUAGUAUUUGAAGCUCCAAAUCAAGAGAAAGUUUCAGAUUACGAAAUGAAGUUAAUGGAUUUAGAUGUUGAGCAAUUUGGAAUUCCAGCACAAAAACAUAGCUGUGUAGUAAAAAUGCCUUCUGUUGAAUUCGCACGUAUAUGCCGAGAUCUCAGUCACAUUGGAGAUACUAUUGUGAUUGCCUGUGUAAACGAUGAAGUGAAGUUUUCUGUAAGUGGAGAGCUUGGAAAUGGAAAUAUUAAGUUGUCACAAACAAGAGGUAAAAAAGAGGUUGAAUCUGUUACCAUAGAGGUUAAUGAGCCGGUCCAGCUAACUUUUGCAUUGAGAUAUCUGAUCUUCUUUACACAAGCUACUCCACUCUCUCCUACAGUAACACUCGGUAUGUCUGCAGAUGUACCCCUUGCUGUAGAAUAUAAAAUUGCUGAUAUGGGCCAUAUAAAGUACUAUCUGGCUCCCAAGAUCAAGGAUGAAGAAGGACCUUAGGUAUUCUUAAAAUCCAAGAAAAUAAAGCUAAGGUGUUUGAGAACUGCUUCUGAGAUGCCAACAUUUACAUAAAUCUUCACUGUCAUCAAAUUUGUACCCCUGAGUACAAAUGUAGGUAAUAGGUUUUGUAAAUGACCUAUUUUUCCUGUUCUCUACAAUUUGAUUUAAGGUACUAAAAAUACUUCCGUUUCACCUAGCAAUACUUAUUAUGAUCUGUAUAACAAAAGGAUGUUGUCUCUAAAUUGUUUUCAAUUGAAACAAGUUACUUAAAUUGGAAAAAAAGGUAUUGAUUUUUGGAUGCUAAACCAAUUUUCCAUUUCUGGAUAAAUCCUACAUAGUCAUGGUAUGUAAUACUUUUCAUGUAUUGAUGGAUAUGUUUUGCUAGUAUUUUGUUGAGGAUUUUUUUUGUGUGUUUAUAUCCAUAAGAGAUACUAAUCUGUAGUUUUCUUACAUUUUUAUCUACUUUUGUUAUCAGAGUAAUUCUGACCUGAUAGAAUGAGUUAAGAAGUAUUCCUUUUUCUAUUUUCUUGAAAAGUUUGUGAAGAAUUGGUAUUAAUUCUUUAACUGUUUGGUAGAAUUCAUCAAUAAAACAUCUGAGCCUGUGGGUCAUUUUAAAAUUAAUAGUUAAAUUUCUUGUUGUAGGUCUAUCUAGAUUGUCUGUUUCUUCUUGAUUAAUAUGAUAAUUUCUUUCUAGGAAUUUCAUCUAAGUUGCAAUUUAUUGGUGUAUAUUUGUUGAUAGUAGUCCUUUAGAAUCCAUUUUAUUUCUGUAAGUUCAGUUAGUCAUGUACCCUCUUUCGUUUCUGGUUCUAGUAAUUUGUGUCUUAUCCCUUUUGUUCUUUACUAUUCCAACUAAAGAUUUGCCAAUUUUGCUGAUCAUCUCAAAUAACCAGCUUUUAAUUUACUGAUUUUCUCUAUUUUUCUGCUCUCUGUUUCAUUAAUUUAUACACUAAUCAUCAUUAUUUCCUUAGCUCUGAUUGCUUUAGGUUUAGUUUGCUCUCCUUUUCCAGUGCUUUAAGGUGGAAAAUUAGAUUGUUGAUUUGAGCUCUUCGUUACAAUAUAUAGGCAUUUUCAGCUAUAAAUGUCCCUCUAAACAUCCCUCUAGCUGCAUCCCAUAGUUUUGGUUUAUUAUGUUUCCAUUCUUAUGUAUUUUGAAAUAUUUUCUAACUUCCUUUGUGAUUUCUUCUUAAUUAAAAUAUUUUCUAACUUCCCUUGUGAUUUCUUGUUAGGAUCAUUUAGUUAUUUUUAAGUUGUGGCUUAAUUUCCAAAUAUUCUGUGAAUUUUCCAGGCUUUUUUGUCAUUACUACCUAAUUUCAUCUCAUAUGACUUCACUUUCAUUUUUUUAAAGAUUUUUUUCCCGGGUAAAAUAUUUUAAGUCAAUAUAUAUUUUUCUUUUUGUAUUUAAAGAUGUAGCUCCACUGACCUCCGUAUUUUUAAAACAUGUAUUUUCUCUGGCUGCU
Messenger RNA from Talpa occidentalis (Iberian mole), 2746 nucleotides. RefSeq names its product proliferating cell nuclear antigen-like. Lineage: Eukaryota; Metazoa; Chordata; Mammalia; Eulipotyphla; Talpidae. Gene Ontology annotation, biological process: translesion synthesis; regulation of DNA replication; leading strand elongation. The record is from RefSeq and is a predicted model, not a curated record. Gene Ontology annotation, cellular component: PCNA complex. The coding region runs from base 507 to 1289 and encodes 260 amino acids. Gene Ontology annotation, molecular function: DNA binding; DNA polymerase processivity factor activity. The transcript has 3 exons.